CAUAGUCUUACAGAAAGCUCCGAACACAGCGUCGCUCUGAAAGGCUCGUUCAGGGCUGGAAGGAUGUUAAAAUACAUUAAUAUCAAAUAAAAGCAAUGAGUGCAUAAUAGCAGCGCCCGCAGGCUACUUGAUGGAAACGUUGACUCCUGUGCGUUGGAAUUGACUACAGGGAGCUAAUCAAUAAUCCCAACAUGCUGACAAGUCAUUACGAUGAGUCAGCAGCUCGUUCGGGUCUCAGUCUUUCUCUCAACUGGGAGGUCACACGAGUUAGCUUCACUUUUAUUCAGCUGGCUGCUCGCUAAGCCCCGCCCCCUUAGUUACUGUUGCUAACCUGUCGAGCUUUACAUUAAUUUAAGAAACAAUGGAUCCUUAUUUCACACAGAAGCAGCUUCCUGUAAACACUUCACACGGAAGGAUUUGUAGGAUUUAUACUGACAAGCUAAUAGAUUGUCUGUUUGUAGCUCAGGUGAAUCCCAUACUGGGGAAUUUUAACCUCGCGGGAAUCAUUAGCUUAACAGGAACAGACCUUUUUCACAGGUGUGACUGAUAACGCUCAGGAGGUACAGCGGGUCGUCCACUGAUCACAGGGAUGGCGAUUUGAUGUCGAAGUGUCGUUGGGCACUGAACCCCAAAUGGCUCCGGUCAGACCAGCACCCUGCGUGGCAGCUCGCUGCCAUCAGUGUGUGAGUCGGUGAAUGGGUGAAUUGGCGGCACAUUGUAAAGUGCUAUAUAAAUGCAACCAUUGACCAUUUAAAAGAUUAAAAAUGGCUGUGUUACAUUUAGGCGAGCUGGUGUCAGGUGCUGGUGUCAGGUGCUGGUGUCAGGGUGCUGGUGUCAUGGUUUCUGGUGUCAGGGUGCUGGUGUCAGGUGCUGGUGUCAGGUGCUGGUGUCAGGGUGCUGGCUCACUGUCAUGGUUUCUGGUGUCAGGGUGCUGGUGUCAGGGUGCUGGUGUCAGGGUGCUGGUGUCAUGGUUUCUGGUGUCAGGGUGCUGGUGUCAGGUGCUGGUGUCAGGGUGCUGGUAUCAUGGUUUCUGGUGUCAGGGUGCUGGUGUCAGGUGCUGGUGUCAGGUGCUGGUGUCAGGGUGCUGGCUCACUGUCAUGGUUUCUGGUGUCAGGGUGCUGGUGUCAGGGUGCUGGUGUCAGGUGCUGGUGUCAGGUGCUGGUGUCAGGGUGCUGGUGUCAUGGUUUCUGGUGUCAGGGUGCUGGUGUCAGGUGCUGGUGUCAGGGUGCUGGCUCACUGUCAUGGUUUCUGGUGUCAGGGUGCUGGUGUCAGGGUGCUGGUGUCAGGGUGCUGGUGUCAUGGUUUCUGGUGUCAGGGUGCUGGUGUCAGGGUGCUGGUGUCAGGGUGCUGGCUCACUGUCAUGGUUUCUGGUGUCAGGGUGCUGGUGUCAGGGUGCUGGCUCACUGUCAUGGUUUCUGGUGUCAGGGUGCUGGUGUCAUGGUUUCUGGUGUCAUGGUUUCUGGUGUCAGGGUGCUGGUGUCAGGGUGCUGGUGUCAUGGUUUCUGGUGUCAGGGUGCUGGUGUCAGGGUGCUGGCUCACUGUCAUGGUUUCUGGUGUCAGCGUGCUGGUGUCAGGGUGCUGGUGUCAGGGUGCUGGCUCACUGUCAUGGUUUCUGGUGUCAGCGUGCUGGUGUCAGAGUGCUGGUGUCAGGGUGCUGGUGUCAGGGUGCUGGUGUCAGGGUGCUGGCUCACUGUCAUGGUUGCUGGUGUCAGGGUGCUGGUGUCAGGUGCUGGUGUCAGGGUGCUGGUGUCAGGGUGCUGGCUCACUGUCAUGGUUUCUGGUGUCAGGGUGCUGGUGUCAGGUGCUGGUGUCAGGUGCUGGUGUCAGGGUGCUGGCUCACUGUCAUGGUUUCUGGUGUCAGGGUUUCUGGUGUCAGGUGCUGGUGUCAGGGUGCUGGCUCACUGUCAUGGUUUCUGGUGUCAGGGUGCUGGUGUCAGGUGCUGGUGUUAGGGUGCUGGCUCACUGUCAUGGUUUCUGGUGUCAGGGUGCUGGUGUCAUGGUUUCUGGUGUCAUGGUUUCUGGUGUCAGGGUGCUGGUGUCAGGGUUUCUGGUGUCAGGGUGCUGGUGUCAGGGUGCUGGUGUCAUGGUUUCUGGUGUCAGGGUGCUGGUGUCAGGGUGCUGGUGUCAGGGUUUCUGGUGUCAGGGUUUCUGGUGUCAGGUGCUGGUGUCAGGGUUGCUGGUGUCAUGGUUGCUGGUGUCAGGGUGCUGGUGUCAGGGUGCUGGUGUCAUGGUUUCUGGUGUCAGGGUGCUGGUGUCAGGGUGCUGGUGUCAUGGUUUCUGGUGUCAGGGUGCUGGUGUCAUGGUUUCUGGUGUCAUGGUUUCUGGUGUCAGGGUGCUGGUGUCAUGGUUUCUGGUGUCAUGGUUUCUGGUGUCAGGGUGCUGGUGUCAGGGUGCUGGCUCAGGUUUACUGGGACGCUUGAUGGGACCGAGCCUUCGCUAAUGAAAUGUAUCCACCUGUGUUUUUCCUGCUAUGAGAAGUCGAAAAAGACCAGAACCACUGCAACAAACUGAGUUUUUCCUGUUUUCCUUGUAUUGCGAUGUCUGAUGUUGUCUCAGUAAUGAAGAUUAAAAUGUUUUCAGACCUGAGAGGAAUGCUGGGCAACACUACCAAAAUAAGAGUCUGAUUGUAAACAGCUUCCUUCCUGUUCUCCGUCAGUGUGGCUGGUUUCCCAGUUUUUAUCACGUUAGCAGAUAUUCACUGUUUUCCCUUCGUCUCAGUUGUUUAUCAGAGUCAAUACGCUGAAACAAACACUGUGGAUGUGAGCAGCUCCUCCCUGUUUAUCUGCUAACACGAGGAAGCGAUGAGAUGAUCACAAAACAAAGACAACAAACAUAUAACAGUUUUACAGUAUAAGCAGGUAAAAAGUUACCGUUCUGUUAUAACAGUAAGUCUGUAAGUGUGCAUGUGUUCAGUGCCAUCUGUCCAUCACUGCCUUCGGCUCUAAAAUUAGCAGACAGGAAAUAGCUGUUCUCAAAUUCCUCUCAUAGUUGGCCGGAAAAUGAUUUUCCGACGUUCUCCAAAGCAAAAACAUCUCAUCUCUGUUUCCAGAUCAGACUCAGAGACAACCAGCAGCUGCAGGUUUAUACUUCUACAAUAAAAACACAAAUAUGGUGAAUCAAAAGUUACCGAUGCAAAUGUUUGUCGUGUUUUCACGGACUUUCCAAAUCAUCCAAUCAGGUUUUAGAUUGAUUUCCUUCCCUCCAGGCUUGAACUGGCUGAUCAGUUAUCAUCAGCAGCUAGCCUGGCUCU
This is a messenger RNA of Siniperca chuatsi (mandarin fish), 3250 nucleotides long. RefSeq lists its product as uncharacterized. Lineage: Eukaryota; Metazoa; Chordata; Actinopteri; Centrarchiformes; Sinipercidae. The record is from RefSeq and is a predicted model, not a curated record. The coding region runs from base 911 to 2440 and encodes 509 amino acids. The transcript has 2 exons.